Anopheles bellator is the source of this 2675-nucleotide messenger RNA. RefSeq names its product MAPK regulated corepressor interacting protein 2. NCBI's taxonomy places the organism in Eukaryota, Metazoa, Arthropoda, Insecta, Diptera, Culicidae. Bases 96 to 590 code for a protein of 164 amino acids. The record is from RefSeq and is a predicted model, not a curated record. The transcript is spliced from 5 exons.
CAUAAUCGAAGUGAGUUGGUUGACUCGGGUUUGGUUAAUGUUAUUUCAUUUUAGCGUAAAUCUGAACUUAUCGUACGGAUCGUAUUGAUUACAAAAUGUACACGGUUUCCAAGGGUCCUAGUAAGUUAGUUGCGAAAACCCGACGAGGAAUUCCACAAAAUUAUGAAAAAUAUGAACUUUUGCGAGAUUUAGGCCGGAAGACAAAUGGUGAAAGUGAACUCAGUGUGCCACGGCCUGUCUUUCAAUUAUCGAAGAAAUCGGCAGCAGCUCAGUAUCUCAGGACACAGCAGCGACAGCAGGAGCAAUUUGAGCAGGAGAAACUGAGCCCACAGCACGAAGAGCUGAUCAAAUAUAUAAAUGAUUCUUGGAAUAUGGUAGUAGCAUCAAAUCCUUACGAUACGCCCGGCUCACCGGACAGUACUGGGUCAAACUGCUCAUUAUCAUCCAACAGCAGUACAUCGUCCUCCUCGAGUACAUCGACAGUAUAUUACAAUGAACCUCCAAGCCCGCUGUUGGUAGAUUUCAAACCUUUUGACCUCGAGAAUUGGUGGGGGAAAAGAAUAUUCAAUAACAUCACGAAAAGUCUGUGAAACCCUUCUUUUAGUCAUUUGAUCAUGUAGUGUAAGCGAUUGAAAGAGUAGUAAAAGUAAAACUGAACGCUAGCGUGCUGUGACGAGCGAUGUUUCUUUCAAGGACCGUUAUCUGUAAAAGGUUUGAUCUUGAAGGGUUCACUCAAUAGAAUAUAUGUCUGAUAUGCAUACAUGUGUACGAAAGAUUGGACGCAAGCAAUGUUGGUCAUAAUAAUACCAAGUAGAAAACAGGUAGAAAUGCUGGAAACAUUUGCCUUCUCUUCUGUAAAUUUGAUUGAUCAAUUUUCGCGAUGUUUGUUUGCCUAGUGCCUUUGUCAUAUUAUCUACAGUCUACAUCACUGUUCUGAAGAAAGGGAUUUUACGUCCUUUUCCAUCCACUGUGUUAUGUAUCAUGAUCGUGGAUAUUUGUGUAUGUAGUGCCAUGCGCCGGACCUCUUAUUCAGACUCGGGUAUCAAAAUUAUCCCCACUUUACCGUCAACAAUUGCUCGUUGCACUCCAAUUUCUCAAUCGUUAAAACCAUUUUGUUGCUCCUGGCAAAGAGCUUCCUUCAGUUGUUUUCAUUAGGAAUGGAGAAUGUUGCUGCAAGAUUCAGGCAAAAUAAGGUUGAAACGAACUGAAAGAGAAGAUAUGGAGUUUCUCUUCUUUACGCGAUGUGAUAGCUGGCAACUAACGGUAGUUUUAUUAGUAAUCACUAGAUGUCAUCCAAUGAAGAAACAACAGGACAUACCAAGGCGCCACACCGAAACCUACAAAGACACAAAAUGGUUCAAAUCCGUUUGCGUAUUUCUAUAUAUAAUGUAUGGCAUAACGGGAGGAGAUUUAAAAUCAGAAUUGUUAUGUUAAUCGAUUAGUUUUCAAUUCAAACAGGGUUGGUAGUUUAUCAAGUGAUUAACUGACUUACAAAAAAGGCAAACAAAUAUGAACCAUUAAAAACGAAACUGAAGCUAAUCAUUUUAUACAUUAGUGCAAUUAAUGAUAUUGAUCAGCAUAAACGAAAGAAAUCAAAACAAUUGUUAGGUUUGUGGUAAGUGGUGCGAUAAUUUUAUUCUCCUUUGAUGUGCGUGAAUAGCUCUUCCAUUAGCUCCAGCAGAUGAGCUUUGUAUGUUCGGUCAGCCUGAAAAGCUUCAACACAAAUCGAUAUUUUUGGUUCCGGCAUAAAACCGGCGGUUAGCUCUGAAUGAUUGAAAACCUUUUCCAAGAAUUCUUGUGGUAGUGUUACUUCUCCGCUGAUCAUAACAGAAUGUAUAAGUCCGGCUAGUUUGUAAUGCUUGCAGCAUUCGAAGAAAUCGUUCAGAGAAUAAAUUUUAUGAACAUCGACAUUGUUCAGUUCCAAUACUUUAGCAAAACUACUGUAAUAAGAGGCUAACAACGUUUUUUCGUGUUUUUUGCGAUAAACUGCACUUGUUGUUAGAUAAAGAAGCAAAUUUAUAUCAUAUCCAAGUGGCACGUAACGAGACAUCUGGAAGUCCACUAGAACGCAGUCGUUGGAAUCUCCUUGGGCAUUAGUCUUGAACAUUAAGUUGUUGCACCAAAGGUCGCCGUGGUUUAGGCAGUUUCUGAACCGUUUGCAUGGUACAACGUACUGAUAGAUGGUUCGGAUCAGGGUUGGCAAUUUGGUUAUGAUCGCUUCUUUCCGCUCUGCCGACCAUCGUUUCUCCAGUUUAACUAGGUUUAUAUAGAGUUUAAUAACGUUGUCAACAUCUUUGGUUCGCGUGCUUGUCGUGCUGUUGAUCCAUGCAUUUUCUUUUAGAAUAGUGGGAAAUAACUCAACAAGCGAUUUUCCGCGUUUUUCUUCGAGAACUAUCGAACUUGCAUGUAAGCAAGCUAGCGUUUGUAGUGCUUGCCGCAAGGAACAAUCAUCCAAAAGGCCACUUUCGCCUUUUAUCACCCCGUAUCCGUCGUUUUUCAGGUUUUGCAUAACAAGCAAUUUGUUGGCACGGGCGAAAUGAACUCUUGGUGCAAUUUUUCGCCAUGGACAAUAUUCUUGCAGCGGUCUAAGGAUGUCCUGAAGUACACUAGUUUCCUUUGGGAAGCUUCCAAUUUCGUCGAGGUAUAGUGCUAACUGAGGAUUGUUGAUGGGUAAA